AUGAAUUAAUUAAAGUAUUCAUAGUCGUCAAACUUGGGCUUUUAUUGGUAAAAUGAAAAAACCUCUGCUCGCUGAAAUCAUAUGUGUUGUGCAUAUAUUAUGAUAUGUAUGAUACAAAUUGAGUUUACUCAACCGAACGAGUUCUUCUGGAAAUGACUUUUAAAAAACACCUGGUGAUUUUUGUCUGACGACUUUUUUGUUUUAAAAUCUUAAAGGCAGCCGACAUUUUGCCAUUAAGGCGGGAAAUUGAAGAUGAUUGUACAGGAAAAUUAAACAUUAAGUGUACGAGCCAAAGGACGAAGACAAAGCGACUAACAUUGAAGAAGAUGGCGCAAUGAUUUAUCUAAAUUUUCUAUGACGAAUCGUUUCCUCACUCACAAAGCAAAGCGGCAUGAAAGUGGCGAUUAUAGCUGGCUUGGCUGUGGGAAUACCAGUUUGUAUUUUUGGUCUUAUGUGUGUACUCUAUCGCUUGUAUUGUAAAAAAAAUCGUAGACAAGAAACCAUUGCGUUAGGACAUGGGAAAAAACUUUGGAGGAAGAGCUACCAAAUAGUUGGAUCAUCUCAUGAAAGUCUCUCCGUACCUAAACAUGUCCCGAAAAUUGCGUCGAAAUUUGUUCAAGAUUCGCCUCAAAUGAGUAGCACCUCGACGUCUAAUCGCGUAUCACCUCAAGACGAUCAGUUAUCCGAAGAUGAUGACGAUAAUUCGUCGCUUAGCAACUAUAGGACUGCACAGGAUGAAUUAUUAAGCCCUGAUUGUCUUUCGGCUGAGUCUCGGGAUGCAGUCGAGCUGAUAUCGUUGUCUCCUGUCAAAACGUUCUACAAGAAAUGUAACGAAAAUCAUGGGUACAGUAGAUUACAUGCACCUGCACCAAAAAAUCGGAACAUUCCCGUUAUUCAAGUUAUGAAUGAAAAUAAAGAUAUCUUAUUCAAAUUAGACGCUCAAAUUAACCAUAAUUUGAACAAUGAUGACAGCAAAAUACCUGUAAACUUACCGCCGUCGGUAAUCCAGGGAAAACGAACAAACUUUAGAUCAAAUUUAGGCAUGAUUGAUGUUUCCUUAUUGUAUAAACAGACCACUUGUGAGCUUUAUCUUAAGGUAAACAGAGCCAUUGAUUUACCGGUGCGAGAUCUACGAAACAAUAUUUCUUCACCAUUUGUAAAACUGUAUGUUCUCCCUUCACGUCGUUAUAACUACAGCACAAACAUCAUCUCGAAAUGUCUUAAUCCCGUUUUUAACGAGAGUUUUGCCAUUGGUGGUCUUACGUUGAUGGAGACACUACAGUUAACCAUUCAAUUUCUUGUUAUCCAUCACGAACCAAUACAAAAGAAUGUUAUCAUUGGAGAGCUACUUUUACCUUUAGUGAAAUAUGAAUUUGUAGAUGAAGAAUUAAAUUUGUGUCAUCGUUUAAAAGAAUACAAAGCAAAACCCGUUCUCGGCGAGCUUCUGAUAUCCGUGUGUCAUCAACCUUUAGCAAGUAAACUAACUGUAACCAUAUGUCAAGCUCGGAAUUUGCCGAAGAUCAGUAACUAUGGCAUUGGCGAUCCAUACGUUAAAGUGGAGCUUUUUUUCAAUGCCAAACGACUUUGUAAAAAGAAAACGCGAAUCAAAAAGAAGACAAGCAAUCCGCGUUUUCUUCAAACGUUUACGUUUGAUUUGGAUAGUCCUUAUAUCUCUCUAGACGCUUUAGUUCUCAUCAUGACAGUUCUCGUUAAAGAUCCUGGUGGCUUUCACGAGAAAGUUGGACAGGUAGUACUUAGUUCUCUCACGGCGGACUCAGCUUUUGCUCAGUGGAAUGAAGUAAUACAGAACCCCCACGUUCCCAUUGAAAAAUGGCAGAUGAUCCAUGAAUGAUAAUCACGUGGAUAUAUGACGUCACGAAAAGGCGAAGACGCAAUUGCAAGUUGGUUCGCAAAUUUGCAAAACAAACUUAGUUAAUUUUGACCUUAUAAUUACACUUGAAAAAAAAAUGAAAUCGUGAUUAUUAAUUUUUUAGGAUAUUUUAUUUGUAAAUAAUGUAAAUGAAAAAAGUUUAUUUCUUCGAAAACGUUCUAAUGCGAUAUUUUAACUUUUAAGUGUGCUGCUAUCCAUUGGAUAGUGCACUUUUCCAGACUGUUAGCCAUGUGGCGUUAAAAAUUUGGUGUGCCAUAUU
Xenia sp. Carnegie-2017 is the source of this 2150-nucleotide messenger RNA. Its product is annotated as synaptotagmin-4-like. Lineage: Eukaryota; Metazoa; Cnidaria; Anthozoa; Malacalcyonacea; Xeniidae. The record is from RefSeq and is a predicted model, not a curated record. The transcript has 5 exons. Gene Ontology annotation, cellular component: axon; synapse. Gene Ontology annotation, molecular function: calcium ion binding; calcium-dependent phospholipid binding; clathrin binding. Gene Ontology annotation, biological process: vesicle fusion; cellular response to calcium ion; regulation of calcium ion-dependent exocytosis. Bases 392 to 1852 code for a protein of 486 amino acids.